AUGAAAUUCAUGAAGUCUCUCCUCGCCACCGCGAGCCUCCUCCUCGCCUCGGCCUCGGCCCUCCCCAACGUCGACCGCCGACAGGAGGAAGGCCCCGCCGCCCCGGCAGCCGGGAGCUGGCCCGACGGGCCCUUCAAGGUGGAGGGACGCUGGGUCCUCAACGCGUCGGGCAAGAACGUGACGUACGCGGGCAUCAACUGGUCGGCGCACGGCGAGGCCAUGGUCCCCGAGGGUCUGCAGCACCAGUCGAUCGAGCACAUCGUGUCCAUGAUCAAGGGUGCCGGCGUCAACGCCAUCCGCCUCACGUUUGCCAUUGAGAUGAUUGAUGAUAUCUACGCCAAGGACGGGGACACGGAUCUCGAGACGUCGUUUAUCAAGGCGCUCGGCGAGGCGAAUGGCCGCAAGGUGUUGGGGCAGGUGUUGGAGAAGAAUCCGGGUUUUACGGCGCAGACGACGCGUCUUGAGGUCUUUGACGCCGUGGCUGCCGAGUGUGCCAAGCAGCAAAUCUACGUCCAUCUGGACAACCACAUCUCCAAGGCCAAGUGGUGCUGCGGCGAAACUGACGGGAAUGCGUGGUGGGGUGACAGGGAGUUCCCCAUUGAUAACUGGGUCCGCGGUCUCGCUUACAUGGCCGAGCACGGCAAGAAAUGGACCGCCCUAACCUCCCUCGCCCUCCGCAACGAGCCCCGCAACCCGUCCAACAACCCCGCCGCCGCCGCCACCUACAACUGGGAGAGCUGGUACAAGUUCGUCCGACAAGGAUCCAAGGCCGUCUUCGACGCCAACCCGGACCUGCUCAUCUUCCUCUCCGGCCUCAGCUACGACACCUACAUCGAGCCCGUGUUCCUGGGCACCGCCCUCACUCCGGGCAACGGCCGCUUCUCGCGCGACGAUUUCGCCGGCUACGCCGACAAGCUCGUGCUCGAGAUUCACAACUACGAGCGGUCCAUUGGCAGCUGCCAGUCGCUCAGCGGAAACCUGUAUAAGAAGGGCUUCCAGGCUAUGCACCCCGAGGACCCCGGCACCGUCAACGUCUUCCCCGUUAUGCUUACCGAGUUCGGCUACUACAUCCGGUCUGGAACGCAGGAGUACGACGAGCUGUGGGGAUUCCUCACGGCUGACUUCAAGGACUAUCGGGAUCCCGGAUACGUUAACGGGGCGUGGAAGAAGAUGGCCGAGGGUGUUUUGGCGUACUUGGACUAG
Molecule: messenger RNA, 1203 nt
Organism: Parascedosporium putredinis
Lineage: Eukaryota; Fungi; Ascomycota; Sordariomycetes; Microascales; Microascaceae
Source: the annotation of a GenBank genome assembly